AAAGAUGAAACCAAGAAGGAAUAUGGCAGCAGCUCAUACACCACAAUAAAAUGGUGAUUGUGAAAGAAUAAAUGGUACUUAUCCUAGACAUGGUGCGAAGCUUAUUGACAUGGAAUGUUAAAUGAAUUUUGGCUAGCAGCAAUUAAUUGGAGUAUUCAACGUUCUAAGUAGUUCUACGAUGGUAAAAAAUAUGACACUGAAAGAAGCAUGAAGUCGCAGACGACCGGCUGUUGCCCAUUUCAUAAUUUUUGAGUAUAUAGCAAAUGUCCAUGUACUAAGCCAGCAAGGAAAUAAGUUGAAUGACACAGAAGAAAUGUGAUUUUGUUGGCAUUAGUGGUUAUUCUAAAGCUUAUGGGCUUUACAAUCUUAUUACCAAGAAGAUUGUUAUCAGUCUAGUCGCACUCUUUGAUGAAGACAGAAUGUAGGAUUGGAAUGCUAAGAUGGCUAGCAAGCCAUUGCUAACAAAUUUUGAUGUUAAAGACACAAUCUGUCACAGCAGACAGAAGUAAGACCGUCAUUGACAAAAGUGGCAAGGCAGCCAGAACAGAGUCAACCAAAAGCAACAGGACAAAUUUCGCCAGCAACUAAAAAUGUUAGCAAUCCAGCAAUCAACUCACCUCCACAACACACCAAGAAAAACCCAGUUUGGAUGCAAAGUAAUGAGAUAUCAAAUACACGAUCAACAGUUUAUUAUUCUUUAGUCACCAUUUUCAUCUUUAUUUAUCAUUAUAUAUAUUUUUACUCAACUUUCCUCUUUCUAUUUAUCAUAAGAUAUUUCAUAUUUUCUCAAUAUUACAAUAAAAUAUAAAGAGCUUAAAAUCACAAAUAAUUUAGUAAUAUAUGUAAUAAAUAUAUACACAUAUCCACAUUAUAAGUUUUAACCAAUAUAAAAUAAAGAAUCUACAUUAUUUUCCUCAUUUUUUUCAUUUUUUAUUAGUAAUUUAUUUCGUUAUUAUUUUCCUCCUAUUAUCCCCAUAUCUUCAUUAUUCUUUCAUAAUUCCAUAGUCAUUCCUUUAAAUCUUUAUCUAUCAAAAUAUAUUCAUUUUUGCACUGUUUUUUUCUCUUAAUACUUUUUCAUUUAUCUAUGCUUCACUUUCAUUAUUUUUUCCUGGGACUCUUUCUCUUAGCUUAUUUUCUCACAUUUCAUCAUUAUAUUUAUCUAACUACUCAACAUUUACCCUCAUUUUUUUCUCUAUAUAUUUAUAAUUUAUUUGUUAUUAAUCUUUCACUUCUUAUCCUUAUUCCCCCAAUAUUACUCUUUCUUGGCCACUUCUUGCAUUUCUAUUUAUUAUUAUAUACCAUUUUACCCCAAUUUCUUUCUCUCCAGCUUGUUAUGUGUAUAUUAGAAUUGUUUAACUUUUUAUCUUAAUGAAUAUAUUAAAAGCCUUUAA
Molecule: messenger RNA, 1391 nt
Organism: Rubroshorea leprosula
Lineage: Eukaryota; Viridiplantae; Streptophyta; Magnoliopsida; Malvales; Dipterocarpaceae
Source: the annotation of a GenBank genome assembly